AUGGAAGAAAAGGGAAACUUUUCUGAUGGACUACCUGAGGUGAAUAGCUCAGAUCAUGGGAUGAAAGAUGGAGGGGGUUCAGAUGACCCUAAAACGAGUGGAAGCAGCUCAAGCAACAGCAUGGCUGAGGAGAGUACUGGGAAAAAGUUGAGCUCAAGUGCUACUGGGGUUAGACAGUAUGUACGAUCUAAGAUGCCACGGUUAAGGUGGACUCCGGAUCUUCAUCGUUGCUUUGUUCAAGCUGUUGAGAAAUUAGGUGGCCAGGAAAGAGCAACACCUAAACUUGUUUUGCAGCUUAUGAAUGUCAAGGGCCUUAGUAUUGCUCAUGUCAAGAGCCACUUACAGAUGUAUAGGAGUAAGAAUAUUGAUGACCACGGUCAAGUAAUCAAUGAAAGAGGGUUUCCCUUUCGUAGCAUGGAUCAUUUUCUUCGAAACGGUUGGCAAUUUGCUACACUUGAUCGCGGGAUUCGGUCCAGCUUCAGCUACAGCUACAGUGAUGACAAUUGGACCAGCAAUAUGACUUGGAGAGCUAUGCCUGGUACAGUUGAUGAUACAAAUAUCAAAAGAGGAACUGUCUUCCACAAUACAUCGUUGGGAAGGAUCUAUGGGGGUAUUGGUGCAAACGCGAUCAAUGGUUCUCUAUUUGGUACACAAGAAAGGAGGAAAUCUUACAAUUAUAUGGAAGAUUUUACAUGGUUACCCGACACCAAAAUCAAUCACAAAGGUAUCUGGCCAUCCCGUGGAGAAACCAAUUCCGAGUUGACACAAAUUUAUAAAGAAAAAAGAGUUGAGAGCAUCGUAAAUGCUGCAAGCCCAGAAACAAAGUGCAGUGGUACAAAGACUGAAAAGGCAAACACAGCAAAGAGAAAAGCUCCGGAUAAUGGCGUUGACCUCAAUCUGUCUUUGAGCAUGAACCUGAGACAAGGGGAAAGCAAAAGAACACAUAAUUGGGAUGAGGAAGAAAAGGACAGCACUUUGUCUCUUUCUUUGUUUUCUGCUUCGAACGCAGAAAAAUGUUCCAUCGAUUUGAACAUGAGCUCCACAUUUAACAGGUUGAAUGAAGAUACUCAUAAGUUUAAGAAUCCAAUGUUGGCAAGUACUCUAGAUCUGACUAUAUGA
Messenger RNA from Coffea eugenioides, 1119 nucleotides. RefSeq lists its product as uncharacterized. The transcript has 5 exons. NCBI's taxonomy places the organism in Eukaryota, Viridiplantae, Streptophyta, Magnoliopsida, Gentianales, Rubiaceae. Gene Ontology annotation, molecular function: DNA binding; DNA-binding transcription factor activity. The record is from RefSeq and is a predicted model, not a curated record. Bases 1 to 1119 code for a protein of 372 amino acids.